AUUACAGAGCAAGCAAGCCAAUCUUAUGGAACCAGUGUAAGUGGCAGCAAAUGCAGAUGACAGAAUUAUAAUAGAGCUUUAUGCUAUGAUUCUACUCUAUACUCUAUUAUACCAUUAUGGUAAACACUUUCUAUGACGUAUAGACCUAUAAUGCUUUAUAGUGCCUUUUCAUAGCGUUACCACUAAUGGCUGUUUUUGCUAAUUAUCUUGCUGAUUAGGUUAAGUGACUUUGGGUGUUUUGAAAAGCGCUGAAAAUAAAAAGUUGCAUUAUUAUUAUUCAGGAGGACUGAAGUGCUGACUGUUACCCCGUGGCUAAAAUAGUUUUUCUUCCUCCUUCUUCCUCUUCCUCCUCCUUCUUCCUCCUUCUUCCUCUUCCUCCUCCUUCUUCUUCCUCCUCCUUCUCCUUCUUCCUUCUUUCAUCGUUCUUCUUCCUCUUCCUUCUUCCUCCUUCUUCCUCUUCUUCCUCCUUCCUCAUCCUCCUUCUUCCUUCUUUCAUCGUUCUUCUUACUCCUCCUCCUUCCUCCUUCUUCCUUCAGGAGGACUGACGUGCUGACUGUAACCCCGUGGCUGGCUCCUGUAGUCUGGGAAGGGACUUUUGACCCCCAGGUCAUAGACGAGGCCUUUAUGUCCCAAAACCUCACCAUCGCUACCACUGUGUUCGCUGUAGGGAAGUAAGUCACAGACUCCAUGUGUAGAAACACCACUUCUGUGUGCAUGUGUCUUCUUUUAUGCACAUUUUAAGGCCUCUCAGGCCCAAAAGAAAUGUCUGCAUUAUUCAAACCCUUAUCAUGGGGGGACUAUUUUUGUGUCUCAACUGGUGUUAAGGAUGUCAUGCUGCUUGCUUAACGAGUAUCGCUUCCCCCUGAUUUGGCUCAUUAUGAUGUGGAAAAUAAUGUAUUAUUAAAAAUCAAAGUUCUUACAGAGUUUUUGUAGAAUCGAGAGACUUUAUUACAAUGGACAAAGCCGGGGUGAUUUGCAAAGCAUCCUCCCUUCUCUCUUUCUGCCCCCCAGUUAUAUAGUCCCAUUCUCAUCCCUUCUAGCUCAAAACCCCUCCCUCUUCAGUUUCCCGCCCUCUAUCGCUCCGCCCACUUCCUUUGUCUAUGAUGGCGGCUAAAUUAAACUUUUUAUUCAGUUCAGAAUCAAUAGUAAUACAAUCAAUCACGCCCUUUGUCUUGCAAAAACACUCAUGUUUAGUUUAAACCCGGCUCCCCCCGGGCUUGACCUAAAGAUUGAUUGUGGGACAUGACAGGUCCACACUUAAUCUUUUAAACAUACCCAAAACCCACCCCAUCAUGCUGUAAUCAAUCAAGAAGAUAGCCAAAGAGAGACAACGGGUUUAGACCUGGGCCCGUAUCUCUAAAGAAUUUUUGUGCAAAAAGUGGCUCCUAGCGGCCAAAUUCUAAGAAAAUUCUCAGAGGCAUGACGUUUUCUUAGAAUUUCCCCUAAAAGUGACACGAAAAUCCCAGUUAAUAUAAAAGCUAUUCCUCAAGAGUCCUAGCGCUUAAAAGGGCUCCUAAGGCGAGAUCUGCUAAGAGCAGGGAAGAUGACUUUUAGUGGCUUAGGAGUUACCCUAAGCAGCUGCACAAAAUGGCCAACAGAGGAGGCAGGAGAGAUGUCCAGCAAACACUGGAUGACAGGGAAUUAUUGAGACGCUACAGAUUGGAUCGUGCAGGAAUCAUGUUUGUGGUGGAUCUCCUUAGAGAUGCAAUUACUUCACCAACUCGACGCCACAACGCUAUUACAACCGGAGAAGAAAGUAAUCACAACCCUGAGGUAUUUGGCAACAGGGAAAAUGCAACAAUGCAGCAGUGAUGACUUGGGUCUGUCCCAAUCCUCCGUCAGCAGAGUCAUCACCCAAACACUGACAGCUUUGUCACAACCUAAUAUUGUGACACAAUUUGUUUCAUUCCCGCUGGAUGCCCGCACUUUACACACACAUAAAAGGGCAUUUAUGGACAUUGCAGGAUUCCCUGGCGUUGUGGGUGUAAUUGAUGGAACACAUGUGAGAAUAAUUGCGCCAUCAGAGGACGAGGCUGUCUUUGUUAACAGGAAGAAUUUCCACAGCAUCAAUGUGCAAAUAGUGUUCAAUGCGGCCUGGAAGAUUUUGGACAUUGUGGCUAAAUGGCCAGGCUCCACACAUGAUGCGAGAAUGCUCUCCGAGAGUGGCAUCAGACAGCUUUUUGAGAGACGCUAUGUGCCAGCUAAUUGCCACUUGUUAGGGGACAGUGGCUACCCAUGCAAACCAUGGCUCCUUACACCUUACCUCCAGCCACGCCAAGGGCCCCAACUAAACUAUAACAGGUAAGCCAAACAAUACAAAAAUCAUGGAAAUGAAAUGCAAGCAAUAUGUUAGAGCAUCCAAGUAGUGCAAUAUUUCCAUCAAAUAAUUAAAGGUCUGUAUUCUAUUGUAGGGCCCACAAGACAACAAGAGCGGUGGUGGAGCGUGGCAUAGGCCAGCUUAAGAGGCGCUUUCAUGUUCUCCACGGAGAGGUGCGGCUGAGGCCUGAAAAAGUCAGCAAACUCAUCAUAGCCUGUGCAAUAUUACACAAUAUUUGCAAGGUUAGACAGAUUGCAGAACCUCUGGAGGAUGGCGAUGAGGAUGAGGAUGGAGACAACGAUGAGGAUGGUGGUGAAGAAGAUAUUCACAUUCCACAGGGGAACCUAGCCCAGAGUGGACUGCCUUACAGGGCAAACUUCACAAAUUUACAUUUCAGGCAAGCUGUAGCCCCAUGUCAUUUGAGAACUUGUGAUGGUAUUAAGAACUACCACAGUUUUACUGCACAUCACCUGCAACUGUUAAAUGCAAGACACAGAACACAAUCUCUAAAUGGUUUAUUUUUUAGGUGUUCAAUUUUAAGGCGGUAGUACUCCUCCUGAAGGGAAAGGACUUUUUUUUGUUGUUCAAACACAUCAAUUGUGAGUUGCAAUCUUCUCUCCUGCAGGGAUGCUGACGGAGCAGGUGCUGCGGAUGGGAAUGGUGUUUGAUCCGCCGGGCUAUCCUGAGUAGCAGCUGCAGAUGGUUCAGGCGGCAAACUUGAUGGGCCCGGUUCUUGUGAUGGCUCCAUGCUACAGAAAUACAUAGGCCUAGUUUAAUUAUUGUUUUGAUUAAAUUAAUUUAAUACAAUGAGCAUGGAUAACACAUGAAAUGGCUUCUGCAAUGAAUAAACACUGUUGAUAUGAAUAACCCUGUGUCCUACCUUUGCUGCAUUUCAAGGGCCUGCAUCAUUGACGUGUCAAUGCCUGUUGGCAGCCCGGUGACACUGACCUCAGAGUGUCCCAGGACUUGAAAGACAGUGUCGGCCACCUGGGACAGCCGCUUUGCAGGUGGUCCACCCCCUAGAAAGAAACAGUCAAUGAACACAGUACUUAGGCAUGUAAAUUAACUUUGCCAGCAGGAGCAAAUUGCCAGAUUAUGUGGUAGGCCAUAGUAUUUUGCUCACCUGUGAGUGAGGAUUCCCGCUUGUGUGCUGCAAUCUCAUCUUUUGCCUUGGACUGCAGCACAUACCACCUUUUCUCACAAUCGUCGCCUGUCCGCACCACCAGUGGAAAAGAGGCAUUGAUUGUUUGGGAUAUUGUGUCCCAGGCGCGCCUCUUGCCUUGGCUAGUGACAGUUGGGCCAAAUUUUCCUCGUAACAUACCUUUAUGUUCGUUCACCAACUGGGCCAGCAACAAACCUUGCUCCUCAGUCCAGUUCGGCUUGCGAUUCCUUUUUUUCUCAAUUUUCUGUGUUUGUAGGAUAUUUGUUAACAAGCCUUCAUAAAUAGACCAGCCAGCAAUCACAGACAUUGUUAAAAGCUGAGCUGUGUUACCCUCGUUAAGUUCACACUGAGUUGUAACGUUGCAAUUUCUACUUCAUUAAGGACAGCCCCUUGAGAUAGGCCAUCUUGUUUUCAAUGGGGUCCAUAUGGAAGUGAAAGUACAAAAUAUGCCAGCUAGGAUAUUAAUAUGAGCAAAUGAGACACAAAUCAUUAUUUGAACAGGGUGUAAUGAGCUUAAGUUUUCACAUAUUUUAGAUUCUAAUGUUAGGCUAUAACCCCUACAGCUUACUAUUCAUUUUCCAGAUAUUUUCUUGAAUGUGAAAUAUUAUUUACAAUUAUAGUCUGCAUAAGAUUAGAGUGUAUAAUUAUGUUUAUUGAUUUGAGGGUACAUCCUUUGCUCAUUAUCACCAAAAGUUCAUUUUCAUCAAACUUGUAGGAUCAACCAAUCACGGCUUUUGAAAUGAUGACUCAUACCUAGCAACGGGGUCAACCACACCUCCUCACUAAAAUAGGAUUUUUCAUCCAUUCCUGGCUCAGAGUUCACUGAAAAUGUUCUGGAAUCACUUCUAAGCUAAAACUCCUGGCAAGGAAUUUUUAGGUUAAGUUAGGAGCUCUCUGAGAGGAUUCUCAGAAUCUUUAAGGAUACGGGCCCUGAACUCUGUUCAACCCUGGUUCGCUCCAGGGAUCUGCCCAAGGAGAGCCACGGGGUCAUAGUCUGGUUGCAAUCACAGAUGACACAAGACAACUGUAGUAUUUGACCCAAUGACAGGUCAGAUGCCCAUUUUACACACACACACACACAAACCUAGUGAGAGGAAUUCACUAAGUUCUUGCCUAGCAACAGAGACGUCCGUGAUUUAACUUUGUUUAGCACAUAGUUCACAAAAAAAAUAAAAAUAAAUCUCCCUCAAUGGCGAGGCUCGAACUCAGAACCUCUGCCUCACAAACACACGUGACCCCGCCCCUACUGAAGCGUCUUACUCCGCCGUGCCACUGAAAGCUAUCCGGCAGCGCAAGUGGGGAGACUUCAGGCUGAGGAGUGAGUUUCACAGACGACCCGUAAUGCUACGCUGGCAUCUUGUUCCUGUGUAUAGUGAACUACUUAACUCUAACCCACAGGGCACCCAUAGGGGCUCUGGUUAAAAGUAGUUGUCUAUAAUAGGGAGCAUACUAUAGCUUUAUAUAAAUCCUUUUUGCGUCGUGUUUCCCGAUUUAAAAAAAAAAAAAAAAAAUGCAAUCUCAUGUUAACUCAGUCUGUCUUCUCAAACCGUCUUGUCCUGUACCUGAAUGUUUUCUUAUUUUCUCCAGAUCCACGCAUGUAAUAAAUCGACUGUUUUCCUACGUAGAUUCACCUCUCAUGUUUCCAUCCAUCGUUGAAGAUGUAGUAACUCCAGUUCUGUUCGUUUCACAGACUUACUUGUUUUUCCGUCUCUAUCCAUCCUUACAGAUACACUCGUUUUCUUCGGGACUUCUUAGAGUCCGCUGAGAAGCACUUCAUGGUGAGAAUCCAGAACUGUCUAGCAAAUGGAUUGACUGUUUUAUAAUAUAAAGAAGGUCCAGGGAUUACUCUUUUAAAAGAAAUAUAAAGACUACUGUAGGAGUGAUUAUGCAGGAUUAGGUCCACCCCUGCCCGUGUGAUCUCAUUCAUUGGUCCAAAUAUUUAAUGUAAUUCAAUUUGUUUUAAAUCUAUUCAUUUUUUUCAUCCUUUUUUAAUUCAAUUGAAUUCAAUUCAAAUCGUUAGAAAGUCCGUCCCAUUCAAUUCAAUUCCAUGUGAUUCCAGUUGGGACUGGACGUACACUACUACGUGUUCACCGACAUGCCCGACGACGUGCCCGACAACGUGACUCUGGGUGUCGGCAGACUGCUCAGCAUCGUGAGGGUGCCAAAGUUCGACCGCUGGCAGGAGAUAUCCCUCCGCCGCAUGGAGAUCAUCCAGGUUAUUAUAAAUAAUAUAUUACAUCGUUAUCACAUUGAAUCAAAUCACAUUGAAUUAAAGUUUAUUUUCAUGCACACGGGAUACAGCAUACUGUACAUAGAAUAUUGAAAUACUUACUUACAAGCUCUCCUCUCAGUACAGUAGCUUUAGAAAUACUAUGGAUGAUCUACAGAUGCUCAAAACUAUCAGUUGCAACUCUGUUGAUAAUAGGAAAUGGUUAGGGAUAGGUUUAGGGUUAGGUUUAGGGUUAGGGUUAGGUUUAGGGUUAGGUUUAAGGUUAGGUUUAGGGUUAGGGUUAGGUUUAAGGUUAGGUUUAGGGUUAGGGUUAGGUUUAAGGUUAGGUUUAGGGUUAGGUUUAGGGUUAGGUUUAAGGUUAGGUUUAGGGUUAGGGUUAGGGUUAGGGUUAGGUUUAAGGUUUAAGGUUAGGUUUAGGGUUAAGUUAGGGUUACGAUGAUAUGCCUAUUGGGUUAUUGCAUAUUAGAUAGUUGAAAUGUUGUUGACAGUAGACUUUAUGGACUUUGUGUAUUAUUAUUAAACCAAAUUUCCAUCUGAGGACAAAGUUUGAUUGAUUUGGUUGGUUGAUUGAAUAUCUACUGAACAUCCACCAAUCUUGUAUUUGGGAGCAGACUGCCAUUAAGGAUUACAUCCACCAGGGGGCAAACUACAUCUUCUGCCUGGACGUAGACAUGAGGUUCCACGGCCGUGUGGGGCCAGAGGCUCUGGGGAGACUGGUGGCCGCCAUCCACCCCUGGUAAUGCUUACUUACUUAAAGGGCCAGCAUCCACUCCUGCUAAUUCUUAUUUAAAGGGCCAGCAUCCACCCCUGGUCAUUCUUACUUACUUAAAGGGCAAGCAUCCACUCCUGCUAAUUCUUACUUACUUAAAGGGCCAGCCUCCACACCUGGUAAUUCUUAUUUAAAGCACCAGCAUCCACCCCUGGUAAUACUUACUUAAAAGACCAGCAUCCACCCCUGGUAAUACCUACUUAAAGGACCAGCAUCCAUCCCUGGUAAUACUUACUUACUUAAAGGGCCAGCCUCCACCCCUGGUAAGUCUUACUUACUUAAAGGGCCAGUAUCCACCCCUGGUUAUGCUUACUUAUUUAAAGGACCAGCAUCCACCCCUGGUAAUUCUUACUUACUUAAAGGGCCAGUAUCCACCCCUGGUUAUGCUUACUUAUUUAAAGGACCAGCAUCCACCCCUGGUAAUUCUUACUUACUUAAAGGGCCAGUAUCCACCCCUGGUUAUGCUUACUUAUUUAAAGGACCAGCAUCCACCCCUGGUAAUUCUUACUUACUUAAAGGGCCAGUAUCCACCCCUGGUUAUGCUUACUUACUUAAAGGGCCAGUAUCCACCCCUGGUUAUGCUUACUUAUUUAAAGGGCCAGUAUCCACCCCUGGUAAUUCUUAUUUAAAGGGCCAGUAUCCACCCCUGGUUAUGCUUACUUAUUUAAAGCUCUGAUGGAGGAAAAUGUUGUUGACCACUGUGGUAUUGCAUGCACCUACAUGCUGACUACUUCCUGUUGACCUCUUUCCAGAUCUACCUCGCAAAAAGAUGAUUUCUAACCUCAAGGGUCUUUGUUAAAAAGGUUAAGUAAUAAUACAAACUGUCUUGUCUUGCAGGUUCUACAUGUACCCCCGGAGCCAGUACCCCUACGAGCGGCGGACCGUCUCCAAAGCCUACAUACCCCAGGACCAGGGAGACUUCUACUACCAGGCCAACAUUUUCGGAGGAGCGCUGGAGGAUGUUCACCGGCUGACCAAGACUUGCAGUGAGCACCUGGAGGUAAGCACUCACGCACACAGGCAUACAGUUAGUCACUCACAUACAGUACUCACUCACCCCUCUCUCUCUCCCUCCCUCUUCCUUCUCCCCCUCCCUCCCCCCCUCCCUCCCUCCCUCCCUCCCUCUUCCUUCUCCCCUACCUCCCUCCCUCCCCUCCCUCCCUCCCUCCCUCUCCUCUUUUCCUUCUCCCCUCCCUCCCUCCUUCCUUCUCCCACCUCCCUCCCUCCUCCCUCCCUCCCUCCCCCUCCCUCCCUCCCUCCCUCUCCUCUCCCCCCUCCCUCCCUCCCUCUUCCUUCUCCCCCUCCCCCUCCUUCUCCCCUCCCUCCCUCCCUCCCUCCCUCCCCUCCCCUCCCUCCCUCCCUCCUCCCCCCUCCCUCCCUCCCUCCCUCCCUCCCUCCCUCCCUCCCUCCCUCCCUCCCUCUCCCUCCCUCCCCUCCCUCCUCCCUCCCUCCCUCUUCCUUCUCCCCUCUCCUUCUCCCCCUCCCUCCCUCCCCUUCCUCCUUCUCCCUCCCCUCUUCCUUCUCCCCCCCCCACCUCCCCCCCCCCCCCCCUCCCUCUAGGUUGAUAGGUCAGUGGGUGUGGAGGCUGUGUGGCAGGAGGAGAGUCAUCUGAACUGGUACCUGGUGAGGAACAAGCCCACCAAGCUGCUGUCACCUGAGUAUGUGUGGGACGACGCUAAAGGACGGGACGCCAAGGAGAUAAAACUGGUCCGCUUCUCCUCUGUCAUUAAGAACAAGGCAGAGGUCAGGGAGAACCUGUGAGAGAAGAAGAAGAGGAAGAGGAGAGAAAGGAUAUUUUUUCUUUUUAACACAAGCUGCAGGCAGGAGAGGAGAAAGGUGGGAAGGAGGAGAGGAGAAGAAGAGGAGAAGAGGAGAGAGAGAGAGGAGAAGAAGAAGAGGAGAGAGAGAGAGGAGAAGAAGAAGAGGAGAGAGAGAGAGCACUUAUCUUUAACACGGACUGUGUUCCUUUUCUUGGUUGUGGUAUACAUCUUUGCACACUGCUCUUUUUGUUCAGAGAAAUAUGACUUUGUUUUUGUUUAGUGUCUUUGUGACACAGACUACGCUCGAAAUGACUCCCUAUUCACCCCAGAACUCCUGGUUAAAAGUAAUGCACUAUACAGGGUGGCAUUUCAGACGUAGCUAUUUUUACUGUAUGUACAAUGGGGUCCAUCAUUUUUUUACACCAUUUUGAUAAUUGAUGAGAAAAAAAAGACUGUGUAUAAAAUAAAUAAUGCAAGCCUAUGCUAAAAUAAAUUG
Coregonus sp. 'balchen' is the source of this 8734-nucleotide messenger RNA. Lineage: Eukaryota; Metazoa; Chordata; Actinopteri; Salmoniformes; Salmonidae. The record is from the annotation of a GenBank genome assembly.